AUGAAAAUAUUUCUAUAUGUGUUUGUUCUACUGAACUUUGGUUUUUCAAUUCUUUGUGUUUAUCCGCCAUUUCGACCAAGAUGUCGAUAUGAUAAAGAAUGUGCUGAAUGGUGUGGAGAAAAAAGACAUUUGGUAAGCUUUGUUGAUAAAAAUAGUUAUGAUCUCUGUUUUUUGUAGCCAGAUCGAAUUCCUGAUUGUUACGUUCAUCGUUGUUAUUGCAUUGAGAAACAUAAAAAUAUUGGAAAAUUUGAAAAAGAAGAAAAACCCUGUAAACAUAAGAAUGAUGAUUGUUUUGAUAAUUUAUUUCAAAAUCGAUAA
Caenorhabditis angaria is the source of this 318-nucleotide messenger RNA. Lineage: Eukaryota; Metazoa; Nematoda; Chromadorea; Rhabditida; Rhabditidae. The record is from the annotation of a GenBank genome assembly.